CUAGUCUCUUACUACAAACAUCAAAACUUACAAAUCAAACAAAAUAUUUAUAAGUUCACUCACCAUCUCUGUUUCUUUCGUUCUCCAAUGGCCUCACUUCAACUCUCCUCUCACUUUCUUGGCACAAACACUAAGAAACACAGCUCCAUGUCCAUCUCUCGUACUUACUCUCCUGUCCCAUGCACCAGAUUAUUCUCCCGCAAGUUUAUGUCGUGUUCCAUGUCUAUGAAUGGAUGCGAAGGUGAUUUCAAGACGCCACUUGGUACAGUUGAGACGAGGACUAUGGCGGCAGUUUUAUCUCCAACAUCCGCCACUGAGAGUCUAAUCUCCGCCGUCUCCGAGCUUAAGUGUCAACCUCCGCCAUUUUCCUCCGGCGUCGUCCGCUUAGAGGUACCAAUCAACCAGCAAAUCAGAGCAAUCGAUUGGCUUCAAGCCCAGAACGAGACUCAUCCUCGCUGCUUCUUCUCUCGCCGUAGCGACGUUGGUCGUCCUGAUCUUCUUCUCGACUUAGCGAGCGAGAAGGAUAACAAUAACGGAGGCUCAUCAGAUCGUGAUCUGGUCAGCGUUGCUGGUAUCGGUUCAGCAGUGUUCUUCCGUGACCUUGACCCGUUCUCUCAUGAUGACUGGAGAUCCAUCAGAAGGUUUCUGUCGUCUACGUCACCUUUGAUUCGUGCCUAUGGUGGCAUGAGGUUUGAUCCUAACGGCAAGAUCUCUGUGGAGUGGAAACCUUUUGGUGCAUUCUACUUUGCAGUGCCUCAGGUUGAGUUUAAUGAGUUUGAGGGAAGCUCAAUGUUGGCUGCAACUCUUGCUUGGGACGAUGAACUCUCUUGGACUUUGGAUAAUGCCGUUGAAUCACUUCAAGAGACUAUGCUCCAGGUUUCUUCUAUUGUGAUGAAGUUGCGGAAGGAAUCUUUAGGAGUAUCUGUUCUUAGCAAGAACCAUGUUCCUACAAAAGGAGCGUAUUACCCUGCCGUAGAGAAGGCUUUGGAGAUGAUAAAUCAAAAGAGUUCAUCCCUUAACAAGGUUGUGCUUGCUCGCAACAGCAGAGUGAUAACAGAUACCGACAUUGAUCCCAUCGCAUGGCUUGCACAGUUACAGAGUGAAGGGCAUGAUGCGUAUCAGUUCUGUCUCCAGCCACCAGGUGCACCUGCUUUUAUCGGAAACACGCCUGAGAGACUUUUCCAAAGGAAUCAGUUAGGCGUCUGCAGUGAAGCUUUGGCUGCAACUAGGCCUCGAGGUGCUUCAACGGCUCGCGAUAAGGAGAUAGAGCUUGACUUACUAACCAGCCUGAAGGACGACCUUGAGUUCUCUAUUGUACGAGAGAACAUAAAAGAAAAGUUGAACUCUAUAUGUGACAAGGUAGUUGUUAAGCCCCAAAAAACUGUGAGGAAGCUUGCAAGAGUGCAGCACUUGUAUUCUCAAUUGGCAGGGAGGCUUAGGAGGGAAGAUGAUGAGUUUGACAUCUUGGCUGCUCUACAUCCAACUCCAGCUGUUUGUGGGCUUCCAGCUGAAGAAGCCAGGCUUUUAAUUAAGGAGAUAGAGUCAUUCGAUAGAGGAAUGUACGCGGGACCUAUUGGCUUUUUUGGUGGCCAGGAGAGUGAGUUUGCAGUUGGGAUCAGAUCAGCUCUAGUCGAAAAGGGUCUUGGAGCAUUGAUCUACGCAGGGACAGGGAUAGUAGCAGGAAGCAACCCAACCUCAGAGUGGAAUGAGCUUGAUCUAAAGAUAUCUCAGUUUACCAAGUCAAUUGAAUAUAAGUCAACAAGUCUACAGAGGAUUAAUUGAGGAAGAGUAACAACAACAACAACAACAACAUUUGUAUUUCAUUGUAUUAUUGUAUAGGAAUGGAGGUUACAGUCAAAAUCAGUGUGUUGUCAUUUGUCAAUGUAUCUUUGUAACUAGAAAGAAUAAUUUAUGUAAGUUAGUCUGUUUCUGAUUGUUAAUGGGUCUAGUCUCUCUUGGUUGUAACUAGGCUGAGGCCUUUAUGAUUGUUAAUUUGUUUCUAUCACUACUAAAGACCGUGUAUUAAUGGA
Brassica oleracea var. oleracea is the source of this 2030-nucleotide messenger RNA. Its product is annotated as isochorismate synthase 1, chloroplastic-like. Gene Ontology annotation, biological process: phylloquinone biosynthetic process. Gene Ontology annotation, cellular component: plastid. The record is from RefSeq and is a predicted model, not a curated record. NCBI's taxonomy places the organism in Eukaryota, Viridiplantae, Streptophyta, Magnoliopsida, Brassicales, Brassicaceae. The transcript has 13 exons. Gene Ontology annotation, molecular function: isochorismate synthase activity. Bases 88 to 1782 code for a protein of 564 amino acids.